Messenger RNA from Aspergillus ruber CBS 135680, 1221 nucleotides. RefSeq names its product nucleoside-diphosphate-sugar epimerase family protein. Bases 246 to 1145 code for a protein of 299 amino acids. NCBI's taxonomy places the organism in Eukaryota, Fungi, Ascomycota, Eurotiomycetes, Eurotiales, Aspergillaceae. The record is from RefSeq and is a predicted model, not a curated record. The transcript has 2 exons.
GGCGUGGUGGCGCGGGCUUUAUUUCAACCCCGAAGCUCCGAGGAUGAUAUAAUGCACACCUCUGAUCUCUGCAAAUUUUCACUAUCAUUCGAUUUAGGAAAUAAUAUGCUAAAACAAAUAGUAUUUAAAUACCGUCAAUGUCACUCACAAACAUGGUGUAUUGCUACAGAGAAAUUCCUUGUCGUUCAACAUCGCAUUGACGACAAUAUUAGCGCCUCCGAUAUAUUAUAUCCAUCACGUCCAACAUGGCCGCAAUACUCAUCACAGGCGCAACCGGGAAACAAGGCGGUUCCUUGAUCAAGAACUUAGUCUCCCGGAAAGCUCCCUUCGAAAUCUUAGCUGUAACCCGAAACACUACCUCCGGCUCAGCCCAACGCCUCGCCAGACUAUCAUCCAACAUCCGGCUUGUCGAGGGAAACCUGGAUGACCCAGCCGGAAUAUUUAAGAACGCGCGUAGUUUAACUAAGGAUCCGAUAUGGGGGGUAUUCAGUGUACAGGUCGCAAUCGGCAACAGCGCAUCCGAAGAAUAUCAAGGCAAAGCCCUAAUCGACGAAUCGCUCAAACAAAACGUCAAAUACUUCAUCUAUAGCUCCGUCGACCGCGGAACAAACUCCUUCGAAAACUCCACCAAAGUCCCGCAUUUUAUCAACAAAUAUAAUAUCGAGCACCAUCUCGUCGACAAGACCAAGAACACGGAAAUGCAAUGGGCGAUCCUCCGCCCCACCGCCUUCUACGAGAAUCUCGUCCCCGGCUUCUUUGGCAAGGUCUUCAUGACGUCCUAUGACAUGGCGCUGAAGGGGAAGCCACUCCAGAUGGUAGCAACGAGUGACAUUGGGUAUUUUGCGGCGGAUGCGUUUCUCAAACCCGAGGAGUACAAGGGCAAAGCUGUUUCGUUGGCAGGGGAUGAGUUGACGUAUGAGCAAGCGAAGCAGGUAUUUGAGGAGAGGACAGGGCAGUCUGUUCCGCGGACGUUCCGGUUCCUUUGUUCUAUGUUUAUGGCUUCGAUGAAGGACAUGGGGUAUAUGUUCAAGUGGUUUCAUGAUGAGGGAUAUAAGGCCAAUAUUUCGGAGCUUAAAAAGGUGAAUCCGGAGUUGAAAGAUUUCGGGAUGUGGUUGAAGACGGAGAGUGAGUUUGAGGCACGGUAACUUGCCCAGUGGUAUGAAGAUAUCCAGGCUUUUCAUAUAUACCUAGCGUUAAUCAUAUUUAAUCCACACAUCUUAU